Messenger RNA from Lolium perenne, 3775 nucleotides. RefSeq lists its product as uncharacterized. The record is from RefSeq and is a predicted model, not a curated record. NCBI's taxonomy places the organism in Eukaryota, Viridiplantae, Streptophyta, Magnoliopsida, Poales, Poaceae.
GUUCGAUCUCCUCUCUCUCUCUCCCUCGACCAUCAUCGCCAAUCGGAGCAGCGAAGCCCACCCAUCGCCGCCGCCCGAACCCGCCGGCGCCCGCGCCCGACGCCGGACUCGCCCGGUCGACCGCCGAUCCCCGCGCCGCCCCAGGAGGAGGAGGGUGCACGAGGUCCAGGUUCUGUGCUAGCUGAAUCCGUCCCGCGCGCGUGGCCCUGGAGGGGGAGCUGGACUCAGUGUGGUGUGAGAUGAGCUAGAUUCCGAACUAGGACGACGCGCGCGGCGGCGGCGGCCGCGAUUUGAGCCCUCGCGCCUCGCGCCUCCGCCCUUUGCCGGUUGCUAGUUCUAGAGGUUUUAGCCUAGCCUAGUAGAGGCUUCUGUUGCUUCUGUUUGCCGGUGGGUGGGGAUGAGCUCCGAGCCGCCCCCGGGGCAGCAGCCCAAGAACAUGAGGACAGUGUACUCGAGGGAGUUCCUGAUCUCGGUCGGCGAGUCCGACCGCUGCAAGCACCUGCCUCCCGGCGUGGACCUGUCGCUACUCAACGAGCUUCAGGUGGCGUCAUCGGUUGCGUUCGAGAAGAGCAACAACAACAAGGGCCCGUACGCGACGCCCCUGGGAAGAGCAGAUGGGUCGGGGGGCUACACCUAUUCGUCGCGUGGCGGGAGCUCUGGAGGAAGGUGGGAUACUCGCUCCACGGGGUCGAGUGACCGGGAAGGCGACUUGCCUGACCGUGAGCUGUUAGCGCAGGAUAGGCGUAACGGAAACCAAUACAAACGCACUUGGCAGAAUACAGAACAUGAUGGCCUACUGGGAAGUGGUGGUUUCCCUAGACCGCCAGGAUAUGCUGGGCAGCUGGCACCAAAGGAUCGUGGCAAUGUGCCUCAGCCAAACAGGACAUCUGAACGCUAUCAGCCACCACGCCCUUACAAGGCUGGACCCCCUACGCGGAAAGAUGUUGACUCAAUGAAUGAUGAAACAUUUGGCUCUUUAGAAUGCUCAAAUGAUGAUAGAGCAGAAGAAGAAAAGAAACGGAGGGCAUCAUUUGAAUUGAUGAGGAAAGAGCAACACAAAUCCCUGCAAGAAAAGAAGAGUGGUCCUGAUAUUGAGAAAGGAAAUACUGGUGGCGAUAUCAUGUCGAUGUUACAAAAUUCUACUGAAAGCUUAGGUUCUAGAACUAAUACUGGGAAGCCAGAUGGACGUGUAGCGUCCUCAGUUUAUCAAGAAGAUACCACUAAAACACCUUCAAUUCUACCAGCUCCAGCAGCGAGGCCACUUGUCCCGCCUGGUUUCUCAAAUGCAUUUGUGGAGAAAAAGGUCCAGUCCCAGACGUCCAACAUUGCACUUGAACCAAAGGCCCAUGCUGCUGCUAGGGUGGAUAAGAUGCCCAGUAUUCCACAAUUUGAUGGCCAAUUAGAGAGAAACCAGUCAGCAGCAGAGCCCACCGCAGGCAACAGAAAUGAGAAGGGCAUCUCUGACAACAUUGGUGUACAUCAGAAGUACACUCUUCCAUCUGGAGGCAUUAGCUCUUCAACUGAAUUUGCUUCUAAAAUUUUGAAAGGGACUGAAGAUUGGGAAGUGGAUGCAAUGGACAAGUACUCCGUUGAGAAACAAAGUAUGUCAAAAAAUAGUGGUUCAGUUAGAAAGGACAGUUCAAUCUCAAUCUUGGAAGAGUUCUUUGGCAACACAUUGUCAAAAAGCGGUGGCAAUCUACCGACAUACAUUGAGAGUCAACAGCUGAAUACAGAUGCCGAUAUUAUGGUCUCGUCUGUACCAGAAUCAUCCAAAUUUGCUCGCUGGUUUCGUGAUGAAGAUUCAAAACCUUCAGAAGACAUAUCAUCAAAGAGCCUGUUCUCCAUGAUUGUCAAUAAUGAAACUCCAGGUCCACAAAACAUAGCUCCUGGUCCACAGAACAUAGCUCCUGGUCCAUCUUUAUCUGAUGGUGCUAUCCAGAAUUUAUCAUCGAAAGUACCUACUGAUAAGUUCGAUGCUUCAUCAAAGCUCCUAUCAUUUACAUCUCCUGCACCUGCUGGUGGUAUUCGGGAACAGCACAGCCAUGGUGGUAUCCCAGAGCCAGUUCCAGUUAUGAUGACAUGUGAGGAUCUUGAGCAGGCGAUGCUAGCACAGGUUGGUAGCAGCAGUUCUACUCAGAAGAAUGAUGUACAUAGGCACCAUGCUGUUUUGGACGAGCCAACCGCCAAGCAGAAAGUUGCUGUAGACAGUCAUGCAUCGCAUCCUCUUCUAUCAUUACUACAGAAAGGAACAGAUAACAAGGGUUCAUCUCCAUUUGGUUUCCACAUAGGAUCUGCUACUGAACCACAAAGUUCUGAUGUAAAUGUCAUGACCAACAGCAGGACAUCUGGAACUAUUCCAAUUAACAAAACUGAAACUGCCCCUGCUUCAGGAAAGAGCGUGACAUUGGAAGCAUUAUUCGGUGCUGCUUUUAUGAAUGAGCUCCAUUCGACAGAUGCACCGGUUUCUAUUCGGGGAUCUGGAUCUAGUCAUGAAGGAUAUUACCCUGGUGAAGAUGCUCGGCUCUUCAAUAAUAAUGAAAAUGGAGCUGCCCCUAAAGAAGCAAGAACUGGUAUAGAGUACCAGAAUCCAUCAUUCUCUGGUCCAAGUCAGGGUACUAGCUUUGACAGGAAAGGCUCAGAAAUUUAUCUGCCUGAGGAAGACAGUUUGUUUACGAUGAAUGACCCUUUCGGUGCUCGAAAGCCUGAUAUUUUGCCGUCACUGAGGUCCAGUAGGGUUGAGGUGCAAAAUCAGGAGAGGGCAGUUGAUGAUCUUAACUAUAAGCUUCAAAGCCUUGUAUCUGGUGAUGUAGAACACCGUCAAGUACUUGGUCCUGAUGCUCUGGGGUCCCACCCCCGCGAACAACGUUUCCAGACCGAGUCUCAGAAUCUGUAUCACCUUCUGCAGGGCAGGCAACCAGCACUGGCUCCUCGUCCUAUGCUGGAUCACCCUGGUAGUAGGAGUCAACAAGGCCCAUUUGACAUGCCACAAGCAGUGCGGCAUGAUCCCCGCCGUUCUUUCCCAGCUAAUAUGAAUCCUAUGCAACACACUCUGAAUGCUCCAGGGGUCCCUCAUUUAGAUCCAUCUGCCCAUCAUCCUAUGCUUCAGCGAAUGCCUGGGAGUUUUCCGGCAGAAGGCUUGCCGAGGGGUGUUCUUCCAUCUCAGCCCAUGCAUCAGGUUGCUGGUUAUCGACCUGAGAUGAAUAAUGUAAAUAACUUCCAUAUGCAUUCUCGCCAGCCCAACUAUGGAGACUUUGGAUUGAUGCCGCCAGGUCCAUCGGGUCCAGCAGUGAGAGGCAAUCACCCAGAUUCCUUGGAGAGGCUGAUGCAGAUGGAGCUGACAGCCAGAUCAAAACAGAUACAUCCAGCCAUGGCCGGCCCUGUACCCAGUGGCAGCAUAUAUGGGUCCGAGCUUGACAUGAACUCGGGAUACAGAUGAUGGAAGAAGAAUGACUAUGUUGUACCCGUUACCCAAACCACCAUGUUCUGUGUCCAUGAACUUGUGUUCGCGUUUGCGUCGCCAUGCCCGGAGUCGUGUGGUUGCUACAAGAUAGCCCGUCGGGGAGAGUUUCACCCGUACUGGUGUAUGAUGUAUGUAGUACUUCCUGUCUGAAAUGGUUGAUGAUGAUCUAUAGUGAAAGGAGGGAAGGAGGGAGGAUAUAUUGGGUGCUGUCAUUGUAGCAGCCACAUCUGUACUGUGUGUCUGUGUCUGACUAUUUGUUUUGAGUUUUGUAUAAAUGCUGUCCUGCUAAAAGAAAGAAUACCAAAUUAACAUUUC